Molecule: messenger RNA, 1055 nt
Organism: Capsella rubella
Lineage: Eukaryota; Viridiplantae; Streptophyta; Magnoliopsida; Brassicales; Brassicaceae
Product: eukaryotic translation initiation factor 4E-3
Exons: 5
Coding region: 71-802 (243 amino acids)
Biological process (GO): translational initiation
Cellular component (GO): cytoplasm; eukaryotic translation initiation factor 4F complex
Molecular function (GO): RNA 7-methylguanosine cap binding; translation initiation factor activity
Source: RefSeq, a predicted model, not a curated record
ACGGAGUCGACGGAGUGAAGAAGCGAACGGAAAAGUAACUAACUGAGCGAGCGAGCGAGAGAGAGUUAAAAUGGUGUUUGAAGAUUCUUCAGUAUCGGCGCUUUUGGCCGUAGAGAAUAUCGAUCCUAACACCACGACGAACUCUAGCCUUAAGGAGAAGCAUUUUCCGGCGAUAAAGGGGGCUAUCUCCGGCGACGAGGAAGGUCUGUCGAAGGAGAAAAAGAGAAAUGAAGACGCGUCGAAGAAAUCAACCACCGUAAUCCAUAAGUCGCACUUGUUCGAGAAUUCUUGGACAUUUUGGUUUGAUAAUCCUUCGUCCAAGUCGAAUCAAGUCACAUGGGGAAGCUCUUUGAGAUCUUUGUAUACAUUCUCUUCUGUUGAGGAGUUCUGGAGUCUUUACAAUAACAUCCAUCCUCCAACCAAGUGGGUUCCAGGGGCGGAUCUUUACUGCUUCAAACAUAAGAUUGAACCAAAAUGGGAAGAUCCUAUCUGUGCUAAUGGAGGAAAAUGGACUAUGAUGUUCCCUAAAGCUACACUAGAAUCCAAUUGGCUUAACACGCUACUUGCUUUAGUUGGUGAGCAAUUUGAUCACGGAGAUGAGAUUUGUGGGGCAGUUUUGAACUUCAGAGCCAGAGGGGACAGGAUCUCUCUAUGGACAAAGAACGCUGCAGAUGAGGAUGCUCAGCUAAGCAUUGGGAAGCAAUGGAAGGAACUUGUUGGUUACAAUGACACAAUCGGAUUUAUAGUUCAUGAGGAUGCAAAGACUCUUGAUCGUGAUGCUAAAAAUCGGUAUACUGUAUGACAGAUACACAGGUUUACUUGCCUAGCUUUGCAGGGAAAAAAGAGAAGACUUAAAGGGAAGUCGGAAGUCAUAUGAGAACAGGACCUCUAAUUGUUUUUCUGAUCUUAUCUUUACUGUAAAAAGAUGCACAUCUAGUUUUCAUUUUCAAGUAUCAGAAUUGGUGAAAUGGCUUUGUAUCAAAUGUACAUGAGUUUUUAACUUUCUUAGUGGUAUACAGAAAAAUGAAAAUUUCGAUAUUAAAUUUCUUUGUUAA